CCAAAGAAGUGAGGGCGAAAUCGCCUGGUCGGUCUCUCCAGUCUGCCGGCUUUUUAAUCCAAUGUAGGAGCUCCAGAUAGGUUCCGUCGGGGAAGAUGAUCAGUUUGUUGCGGCUUAAGCCUCCUGCAGGUCAUUAGUGAAUGCUGUAGACUGGUUCGUAGAAGACACGGUUGACUUGCCUGCGUGGGUGCCGCCAUUGAUGAUGGUGAAGUGGUCCGUCAGCCAUGUUGAAGGAGAUUCGAAUUCAUCCUUGCUGAAUUGGAGAAGCAAAUGGUCGAGAUAAACGUGCUGCGACGGCAUGAUUCGGUGUGGCUAUGAGGAAUGUUAGAUUGAUAAGAAGCGUUCUCCCCGAGGAAUGGAGGACGACGGCAUGCGGGGUUGUCGCGCACGCCAACCGGCGCGCCCCAUCGCGUGUGAUCAUUAUUGCCUCACCCGACCUCAGGAUAGCAAAAGUUUCUGCUUAGCCCUGAGAAUAUUGGGUUUUAAUACUAUACCCAGAACUCGAAUUUAUUACCGGAAUAUAUAUUUGGCACCAGUGGAUCAAAUAUAUGUCAUUACAACUAGUACCUACAGUGAUCGUUGCAACACUACAACCCACACGGUGUAUUUCAGAAAAUGUUCAUCGCAGUGGCUUGGGCCGUUUCAGCUUGUUGAGAAGAGAUGGUCGCCCCAAAUUCCAUGUCUCCGCUCAUUCGAACCAUGGGGGUUAAGAUACUUCCGGCACAAAGACCAGCAAAUUCGACAUCGACAGACUCAACCAACUCAAGCUCAUGAAGUGUGUCGCGUGCCCAAGUUUCUUAAUAUACAUAUGGCUCUGGACGGAACACUGCUGUCAUCAUGUCUUCCGCUUUGUUUAUAAUCGAUGGCUAGUACACCCUCGAAACGGGGUUGGCAGUUUUGAUUGAGUUGCAGACGAAUGGGACACCUGCAGAGUCCGAAAGCAAAUGACAUGUAUAUCAUUUUCUAUGGAAUUUCUUGUAAAGUUACUCGAUAUGGGAU
This is a messenger RNA of Aspergillus sclerotioniger CBS 115572, 999 nucleotides long. RefSeq lists its product as uncharacterized. Bases 356 to 859 code for a protein of 167 amino acids. The record is from RefSeq and is a predicted model, not a curated record. The transcript has a single exon. NCBI's taxonomy places the organism in Eukaryota, Fungi, Ascomycota, Eurotiomycetes, Eurotiales, Aspergillaceae.